Scophthalmus maximus (turbot) is the source of this 2976-nucleotide messenger RNA. RefSeq names its product transmembrane and coiled-coil domains 4 (gene tmco4). The record is from RefSeq and is a predicted model, not a curated record. The coding region runs from base 548 to 2293 and encodes 581 amino acids. The transcript has 14 exons. Lineage: Eukaryota; Metazoa; Chordata; Actinopteri; Pleuronectiformes; Scophthalmidae.
CGCCGGCUGAAGUUACCCGGAGUCGUUUGGUCUCGUUCGAACUGUGUCUCAUAUCAUGCGGCUCGCCGCUGAGCCGUCGAACUCGGGUCCGUUUCAGCAGAGACACGACGAAGUGACCGGGGCUCCGCGGGAGCUAGUUGCCCGUAGCGCUUGUGUGCUCUUCGAGUGGCUAGAACCAGACCUCGAACCGAACCGGGCCCACGUCGACGGGCCACAGACUCUCGCAUGGACGAUUUGGACCUGCUGGGGGAAUUCGGCGUUCGUGGCGAGCCACCAGGCUGCACGGUGGGACGCCCUACUGCAGAUGUGCACCUGACCAGGGCCUGCGACUAACGACCCGGGCGGUGCAGGGAGGACUCAAGACGCCCCGUGUGACCAGCGCCCGGAGAAGGUCACCGGCAGUCAGCUGACUGAACAGGGCCGGUUCGCCUACGCCGCGCUGUGUGGCGUCUCCCUGUGCCAGCUGUUCACUGGAGAGGAAAACAGUGUGUUCAGGGAGCAGUACCUGCAGGGGUUGGUCCGCUGGCUGGACCUGGAUGAGUCGGUGAUGCCGGUCAUGGGGGCUUUCCUGUCAGGCCUCGGCUCCGAGGGCUCCGACAACUUCCUCUCCAUCCUACAGGCGGAACCUCUGCUGGCUGCAGGGGCCACGCCCAUCGUACAGGACAUGGUGUCCUUUUCUGUCAAAGACGCCCAGUAUGAUGCCAGAUCGAGGGUGCUCAUCCGUCACGUCAGCUGUCUGCUACGAGUCUCUCCGCGGCAGCUUGAGGAGUUUGAGGAAACGCUGGGAGAGAGUCUGAGGGAGGCAGGAGAGGAGAGCGAGGAGGAGUCAUCUCGGCGGCUGAGGAGAGAAAGAGGACGGAAGUUGCGGCGUUACCUCCUCAUUGGACUAGCCACUGUGGGCGGAGGAACUGUGAUUGGUGUGACAGGUGGGCUGGCAGCCCCUUUUGUGGCAGCAGGGGCCGGUGCUGUGCUCGGGGCCGGUGGGGCUGCUGCUCUGGGCUCAGCUACUGGCAUUGCAAUCAUGGCCUCUCUGUUUGGAGCAGCAGGGGCGGGAUUGACUGGCUAUAAGAUGAAUAAGUGUGUUGGAGCAAUUGAGGAAUUUGAGUUCCUGCCACUGAGCUCUGGGAAGCAUCUUCACCUGACCAUCGCUGUGACCGGUUGGCUCUGCAGUGGCAAAUACAGUUCGUUCCAGGCCCCGUGGGGCAGCCUGGGCGAGUGUGGGGAACAGUACUGCUUGUUGUGGGAGUCACGGUUCCUGAAGGACCUGGGCUCGGCCAUGGCCUCUCUGUUGGACGGGCUGGUCAGCAUUGUGGCCCAGGAAGCCCUCAAGUACACCGUGCUGUCAGGCAUCCUGACGGCUCUGACGUGGCCUGCGUCCCUGCUGGCGGCCGCCAGCGUCAUUGACCACCCCUGGUGUGUUUGCCUGAACCGCUCGGCCGAGGUCGGGAAACAUCUGGCUCAGGUUUUGAGAAGUAGACAGCAGGGGAAGCGUCCCGUCAGCCUCAUCGGUUUCAGUCUUGGGGCAAGAGUCAUCUACUACUGUUUGCAGGAGCUUGCCAAUGACCAAGGCAGCGAGGGGGUAGUGGAGGACGUGUUCCUCCUGGGGGCCCCAGUGGACGGCUCUGAAAAGGCCUGGGAGAAAAUGGCCAAGGUAGUGGCGGGAAAAAUAGUGAACGGAUACUGCAGAGGGGACUGGCUACUGGGGUUCUUGUACCGGAGUUCAGCGGCACAACUCUCUGUUGCUGGGCUACAGCCAAUCAACAUCCAGGAUCGGCGCAUGAUCAAUGUGGAUCUAUCGGCCGUGGUCAAAGGUCACUUGGACUACAUGCGUCAGAUGGACACCAUCUUAGUGGCGGUAGGAGUUCCCACCAAAGAAGUGCCGGGAGCCUCAUUCGCUCUAACUGGGGCUGUAAAGGUCACCGAGGGGACAGCGGACCUCUCCGACCCGGCCCGCAGCGGGAACCAAGGGACUGAGACGCAGAACCUGGCUGCGGAGGCUGAGAAAGAAACAAGCGGAGACGCGAACGAGGAGGCGGGUGACGGUUGGGAGAUCCCGGAUAUCUCACACCUGCUGGACUCUUGGAAUGACACCGAAGCAGCGAGUCAAACUGCAGCCGGGGACAACUCACAGCUCAAUCCCGAGGAGAACGGGACCGAUGGCGACGCGGCGUCCGCUUCCAGCGUGGCAUCGGAGGAGGCCAGAGACCCGGAUAACGAGCACGUAUCGUGGAGCUGGGACGACACACACUGGACAACGGAGCACGCGCGCGAACAAAGGAGGCUAAACCUGUAAAGAGCAUGUCACAGGACCAGCUGCCGCCUUGUAAAGUGUAAAGUCUCGUCGAGAAAAUAUUUGUCACACGGGUCAGUGCACACACACACACGGCAGCUUGAAGUGAAAAGCCCCCGGGAAUGAACUGCUUUGUUUAACCACUAAAAUUGUGUUUUUGGACUUUUGUGUUGAAUCAAUGACUAUUCAGAAUUUUGUGACUAAAACUGAUUUUUAAUUUUUUUUGCCAAGCGUAAAUAAUGUCAUAAUUUAUUUUCUAAACUCAAUGUGAGAUCAAACACUGCUUGUGUGCCGCAGGUUUCAGUGGAUGCCACAAUGUUGGCGACACCUCAUUUCCGUUCAUCGCUCCCGUUUAUAAUCCGUCGCUUGGUUGCUGUGGAUAUUAUCACAGUAAUUUGAUUUCCAUAAGGCCGGGGGGAAAUUCAGUGAAUGUGUCUUUGUCAAGGACUUUUCUUUUCUCUAUUCAACCUGCACUCAUGUGAAGCACUGCUUACUUUUGGAGCUUACAUAGAGAGUUUACAUGCUCUGAUAACUGGAAAAGAAAAAGCCUUAUCCCUGACAUUGUUUUAGUGAUAUUUAAAAUGUGUCCAUUGACAUUUUUCUGUGACCAUGAGAAAUGGAUUUUAAAUGUGAAUCUUUUCUUGUUUUCUUAUCUCAUGGUGAGUAAAUCGUGAAUUGUACCAAUA